Messenger RNA from Microsporum canis CBS 113480, 507 nucleotides. RefSeq lists its product as uncharacterized. The transcript has 2 exons. The record is from RefSeq and is a predicted model, not a curated record. Lineage: Eukaryota; Fungi; Ascomycota; Eurotiomycetes; Onygenales; Arthrodermataceae. Bases 1 to 507 code for a protein of 168 amino acids.
AUGUCGAGCUACCACCCGCGAAACAGUGUGGUAUACGACACCGCAGCCAACAAUCAUAUAGUCAACGACAAGAACAGGUUCCUGACCAUGGAGUCAUUCAAUGACGAAGUCCUCACCGGCGACAAUACAACAAGGGUGAUGGGACGAGGUGACGCUCGAAUCUGGAUGACGAGCCCCAAAGGAACAAUUUCAGGAUAUACCUUUGACACAGAAGCAGAAAGAAUAAGGCACAAAAAGUCCAAAAAGGAGGUCGCGAUAAUGAGACGAAUAUACCCGAUGUGGGUAGUUAAGUUCAACGAGCCUGAGCUCUUGGUACAAACACCAGGAAUAUCCGCGUUCUCAUCAUCUCGGGAACCAAAAAUGAACGUUGCAAACGAAGCAACGUGGCACCGGCGGUUAGGACACCCAAAUAACGAAGUCCUGAGGCACGUUGAAGAGCUAUCAGACGAUAUCGAGAUCGUCCGGCCGAAGGCUCCAAACAGGCGAGCCCGCACUAAGUGGCGGUAG